This is a messenger RNA of Engraulis encrasicolus (European anchovy), 2691 nucleotides long. It is a transcript of the gene mapk14a, whose product is annotated as mitogen-activated protein kinase 14a. NCBI's taxonomy places the organism in Eukaryota, Metazoa, Chordata, Actinopteri, Clupeiformes, Engraulidae. Gene Ontology annotation, biological process: protein phosphorylation; intracellular signal transduction. The transcript is spliced from 12 exons. Gene Ontology annotation, cellular component: nucleus; cytoplasm. Gene Ontology annotation, molecular function: MAP kinase activity; ATP binding. The coding region runs from base 304 to 1392 and encodes 362 amino acids. The record is from RefSeq and is a predicted model, not a curated record.
AAAGAUUUGCUGGUAGUGCAAAGUUGCGCAGGGGCAGGGGAGACAUCGACGGGACAGUUGCUCAUGGUCAUAUCGCUCUUCUUUUGCCGUAUGGACUGUCCAGAAUCACAUUUUCGAGUCAUGCAUUUGUAACAAAUUGUGUAUGGAUCAGCGUUGAGUCGCAAUUUUGAAGUCGAUUUCGAAGCUUACUCUUUUGUGGUUGCAUAAAAGUUACCGUCGAAGUUAGCUGGUUAGCCUGCCCUGCACAGUCGUUCCAGGAAAAGGAGAAGUUACUACGACUCGCCAGUGGUUUUCUCUGCAGGAAUGUCGCAGCCAGAAAGGCCCACAUUCUAUCGCCAGGAACUGAACAAGACCAUCUGGGAGGUUCCGGUGAGGUACCAGAAACUGACCCCUGUCGGUUCUGGUGCAUAUGGAUCAGUAUGUUCUGCGGUGGAUGAGCAGACGGCUCAGAUGGUGGCGGUGAAGAAGCUCUCCAGGCCCUUCCAGUCAAUCAUCCACGCCAAGCGCACCUACAGGGAACUGCGGCUGCUCAAACACAUGAAACAUGAAAACGUGAUUGGCCUAUUGGACGUGUUCACCCCAGACACCAAUGUAGACGACUUCAAUGACCUGUACCUGGUGACCAACCUAAUGGGUGCCGACCUGAACAACAUUGUGAAAUGCCAGAAACUUACAGACGACCAUGUGCAGUUCCUCAUGUACCAGACCCUCAGAGGGCUCAAGUACAUCCACUCCGCCGGCAUUAUUCACAGGGAUCUGAAGCCCAGUAAUCUGGCUGUGAAUGAGGACUGUGAGCUGAAGAUCCUGGACUUUGGGCUGGCGCGUCAGUCUGAUGACGAGAUGACUGGCUAUGUGGCUACACGCUGGUACCGCGCCCCAGAGAUCAUGCUCAACUGGAUGCACUACAGCAUGACUGUUGACAUCUGGUCGGUGGGGUGCAUAAUGGCGGAGCUGCUGACUGGACGGACCCUCUUCCCCGGAACUGACCACAUAAACCAGCUUCAGCAGAUUAUGCGGCUGACUGGGACGCCGCCCGCAUCUCUAAUUAAUAGGAUGCCUAGCCACGAGGCCAGGAACUACAUCAACUCCUUACCUCAGAUGCCCAAGAGGAAUUUCGCUGAUGUGUUCAUCGGAGCCAACCCUCAAGCGGUGGACUUGCUGGAGAAGAUGCUGGUUCUGGACACAGACAAGCGGAUCACGGCGACGGAGGCGCUGGCCCACCCCUACUUCUACCAGUACCACGACGCGGACGAUGAGCCCGAGGCAGACCCGUACGACCAGAGCUUUGAGAGCCGCGAGCUGGAGAUAGACGAGUGGAAACACCUGACCUAUGACGAGGUGCAAAGUUUCGUACCGCCCGUGGACGAGGAAGAGGACGACAUGGAGUCCUAAAGGUCAGAGGUCGGAGGUGACACCCCAGUCGGUCGGCCUGCAUCAUCGAACAGCCCUGGCCUGACUCGCUAUAUCAAGACAUUCAAGCCCUGCUCUCUCCACUCGGCCUCACAGGACCUUAACAACAGCAAUCAUUGAAGUGCCUCGCAUUGUUUUAUGGGUGUUUUUGGUUUCAUCAUUCAUUCAUUCAUUCAUUUUUUUUUCAUGCCAUUAUUUUCAUUUCCUUUCUUUUUUCCCAUUUGGUCCUCUUUUCUUUCCUUUUUUUUUGCUUUUCAUUUGUUUGUAAAGAAAAAAAAAUCAAGCUUCAACCCAAGCCAGUUUGUCCGUCCUUGACAACAAAGACACAGACAGGGAAAGCGUGACUAUAAAAAAAAGGGAUGUUGUAGUUGUGUGGUUUUUCUGUCAGGAGCGCUUAUUCUGGUGGAAGAGGUGAAUUUGAAGUCCAACCACUAAUUUGUUAGAGGGAAGUUUGUUAUUUUAUGAUAUUGCUGAUAACUUUUGUCUUGUUUUUCACGACAGCUGAAAGAUUUUUCGUCGAAUCGUUCGGAAAGCACAAUGUUUGAAUGUAAUAUUGUAUGCUGGUGACAUUCAAAUGUUGACUUUUUAUCGUAGCCUUUUUCCAUAGGCGUAGUUCAGUAGCUUUAUCGCUCUCUUUGAACAUGGUAAGUCUAUGAACGUCUUUGUAGAAAUUGACUUAAAAAAAAAUGACAAUGUUGGCACGAUGCCCACAGUAGUCUAGGUGAGAAUUAAAUGAUCCCCUCCUCCCCUUCAGUUGAAAGUCAAAACUACCUGAGCCACUGUAUGGUUGGAAUAUCAGUGAAGUACACUAAUGUGUAGAAACGUGUAUCAUUGAUACCAAAUGGACUAAUGUGUACAUAUAGAGGUUCCAUCUUUUUAGGAUGUGUUUUAAUCCCCCUUCGUUCUUUCCUGUACGUUACUUUAUCAAGCAGUCUCUCUGUAUAGCCUUGUGUGUGUGGGUGGGUGUAUCUAUGUUUGUGCGCGUGCGUUUGUGUGUGCGUGUGCCGUCUUGUGUAUAAGGUCUAUGAAUGUGUGUGACAAGGAUUGGAGCUGUUAUAUUUAGAGUGCAAAGAGAAAUAUCAGAUGAAUGUCAAAAGAUGGAAAAAUAGAAAGGAAUAUUUAUACACUGUUUAGGUGAUAUUUAUGAACUGGAGUGAGUGCAUUUUUUUUGUCUUUGUGGGCUUCUUUUACGUGCCUGCUUGUAGUGUGAAUACAACCCAAGAAAUUGUUUACUAAAUAAUAAAAAGACAAUUAUUUUUCACCAAAUGUGAUUCCAUUUAU